This is a messenger RNA of Trichoderma asperellum CBS 433.97, 1152 nucleotides long. Its product is annotated as Putative aryl-alcohol dehydrogenase aad14. The record is from RefSeq and is a predicted model, not a curated record. NCBI's taxonomy places the organism in Eukaryota, Fungi, Ascomycota, Sordariomycetes, Hypocreales, Hypocreaceae.
AUGGACCAAGUCUUCGCUCCAGCCCCCGAGCCCAAAACCGAGCUUGGGAGAUAUCGAAUCCUCUCUUCUACGGCUGGCAUUCGUGUAUCUCCUCUCCAACUAGGAGCAAUGUCUAUUGGUAAUUCGUGGUCUAACUUUAUGGGCUCAAUGGAUAAAGAACAAUCUUUUAAGCUUCUCGACUAUUUCUUUGAAGCUGGUGGUAACUUCAUUGACACUGCGAACUGCUACCAAGAUGAUGAAUCCGAGACAUGGCUCGGCGAAUGGAUGGCGACACGGCAAAACCGUGACCAGAUGGUCAUUGCCACAAAAUACACCACUGAUUACAAGUCACACGCCCUUGGAAAAGGGCGGACACCUAAUACUUCUGGCAACUCGCGACGAAGCAUGCACAUGAGUGUCCGCGACUCACUCCUCAAGCUACAAACCGAUUGGAUCGAUAUCCUCUAUGUUCAUUGGUGGGACUUUACCUCUUCUAUCAAAGAAAUCAUGGAUAGCCUGCACGUUCUCGUUGAGCAAGGCAAAGUUCUCUAUUUGGGGGUAUCCGACACGCCCGCCUGGAUUGUGAGCGCGGCUAAUGAGUAUGCCGCUGCGUUUGGCAAGACUCCGUUUAGCAUUUAUCAGGGUCGCUGGAAUAUCAUGCUGCGUGACUUUGAAAGGGAAAUCAUCCCAAUGGCCCGUCAAUAUGGAAUGGCUCUCGCGCCAUGGGAUGUUCUUGGCGGAGGCAAGUUUCAAACGAAGAAGGCGUUGGAAGAGCGGGCGAAGAAGGGCGAAGGCCUACGUUCGAUGCACGGUAACGAACAGAGCGAGGACGAGAGAAGAUUCAGCGAGGCGCUAGAGAAGGUUGCUGGAGAACAUGGCAUCGAGUCCAUCACGGCAAUUGCACUCGCCUACGUACGAGCCAAGGCGACCCGUGUGUUUCCCAUGGUCGGCGGCCGCAAGAUCGAGCAUUUGAGAGACAACAUUCAGGCGCUGAGCAUCAAGUUGACACAAGAGCAAGUGGAGUACCUGGAGAGUGUGAAGCCCUUCGAAAUUGGAUUUCCCAACAACUUCAUCGGGCCCGAUCCCCAUGUUACCGGUCACUUCACGGGGCUGGCUGCAGCGAGCGCAGCCCUCGCAGUUGAACAAUCACCCAAACCGGCGGGCCUUGCGUGA